GGCACGUUUUGGGUGAUUCCAUAGUUUAGUAAAAACCGAAUUCUAGCUGCCACUCACAUUAACUUUUUCGCCACUUAACUGAACUAGGAUAUGCAAUAUGACUACGACCUGAAAUUCUUUUGGUACUGUCUUGAAUAAUAGAAUAAUAGAACAUGGGUUAAAGGUCCUCUAAUAUUUUCAACAUCCGAUUAAAAAUAUGGCAGCCGUUCGUACAGCGCCACUUUCAGAAGAGGACACCGAGAGAAUAAAGCAAGAAUAUCCAAGCACUUUUAUAAACUUAGGCCGUACAUUGAUCAGAACAAUACCUGGGAAUUAUGUUCUUCCUGCAGCUUACGAAAAGGUUAAAGACAGAAUAAAAUGCUGGGAUGUACGCAAAGAUGAUAUUUAUGUUUUUGCUUUUCCAAAGAAUGGGACAACCUGGACACAGGAGCUUGUAUGGUGCGUCCAGAAUGACUGUGACAUCGGAAAGGCCAAGUCCGUCGAUUUAAUGGAGAGAGUUCCAUUUCUGGAAGCACCCGUUCUUUUCCAGUUCCUUGGUGAUGAUCAUAUCUCGGCCAUCGAAAAUAUGGCUUCGCCACGAAUCUUAAAGUCUCAUCUUGCAUUCUGCCUUUUUCCUGACGAUCUGUUAGACAAGAGCAAAGUGGUUCUAUGUUUGCGAAACCCUAAAGACACUGUGGUAUCAUUUUAUCAUCAUCAACAGUUAAUGAAGCACGUAAAUUUCGUUGGUGAGUUUAAGGCUUUCUUUAACCUGUUCAUGGAUGAUUUAUGCUAUUUCUGUCCGUAUUUUGACUAUGUGGCUGAGGCAUGGCAAAGAAGAAACCACCCCAAUAUGUGUAUUUUGUUUUACGAAGAAAUGAAAGCUGAUUUGGCUAGCAAUGUCAGACGAGUGGCAAGAUUUCUAGAGAAAGAAAUGACAGACGGCCAAGUGCAGAUUUUAGUUGACCAUUUGAGCUUCAAAAAAAUGAAGGAAAACAAAGCCGUAAACAUGGAGAGUUUACGGGAAAAAAAUUUGCUAACUACAAAAGGGGAUUUUAUUCGAAAAGGAGAAGUUGGAGACUGGAAGAAUUAUUUUGACGAUGAGAUGAACAAGCGAAUGAAUGAGGCAAUUGGGAAAUAUUUGAAGCCGAUCGGACUUGAGUUCAGAUACGAGUAAAAAGGGAUGGGGGCAGGCAAGUGGCUUGCACACCCUCUGCUCUGCAGGGCCUUUGACAAAGGGGGGCCUGGAGGGCCUUGGCCCCACACUUUUUUGGAAAACAAUAGAGUUUUUUUCAAAAUCUUCUGUUAUGAGUGUUAAAUUUUCUCUUGCCCCCCCCCCACUUUUCAACCUUUGUCGGAGCCCAUGCUCUGGCAAACACUUGGUAUUUGAAUUUCAAUCAGUUGCCAGUAUAAAAAUGCACAUUAACAAAUAUGUAAUUUGGAGGAUCAACAUAUUUUCUACUUUUUCAAUGUCACUUUUUAACAUUCGACUACAAUUACAUGAAUAAAAGUCCUUUUAAUAGAAAACGUCAGAACAGAGAAAGGUGCUUUCUGAAGUUAGGUGCAACAAUAUAUCAUCCAUUUUUGUUUUAAUUCUGUUUGGAAGGUGUAGUUCUUUUUGUCCUGACACACAUACAAAGGGCAAAACCCUAAUAUAAACUGCGCAUGAACAUAAACAUAAACUGGGAAAUAGGAGCUGCGCCUUUCGCACCUAAAUUGUUGCGGGAAUCGAACUUCAGUUUACUUUACCAGCCGAGGACCGUUUUCUCAGGUGUUUGCUGUGUUACUCAUCAGAAUCUUCUCUUUUUAGUUUCAUACUGUAGAUUACCUUUUUAGCUGUUGUUUCAAUUCACUUUGUAUAGUGCUUGGGUCUGAGAUACCCCUAGUUAAGUUAGUUAACAACUGGUUUUUGGUUUUAAAGCAUUUGAAGUGAAUAUCUGAAGUGUGGGCCCAAGUCUACAAAAAGGUGUGCUUAUAUUAGAGGGGGCGGGCAAAAUAACAAAAUAAUUAAAGAACACUAUUUUGUGGAUGGUAUUUUGUGCGUGGGUAUUUUUGGUUUGGUAUUUUUUAGGUGGUUUUUCUGUGGGUGC
Messenger RNA from Rhopilema esculentum, 2066 nucleotides. Its product is annotated as sulfotransferase 1C4. Lineage: Eukaryota; Metazoa; Cnidaria; Scyphozoa; Rhizostomeae; Rhizostomatidae. The record is from RefSeq and is a predicted model, not a curated record. Gene Ontology annotation, molecular function: sulfotransferase activity.